AUGCAACAAAAAUAAAUUCAUGAAACCUAAACAUUACGUAGAUGUGGACUUCAUGCAGUCAACAAUUUACUUUAAUAAAAUAAAUACACUAGGUAAGAUUUCGAAAAUAUAGCAGAAGAAAUUAAAUUAGAAACAGCCCAAUCUCAUUAUACAUAUUUUUUUGGAAAUUAUGAUUUGAAUGUUAUUUAACGGGCAUUGCUUAAAGAAAAAUAUGAAUUAGAAUGGAUUAGAAAAAAUCAAACAAUUACAGAGGAACUACUUUCUGAUGAAAAUGUUUAUGGACUUAUAAUAAAUAAAGUGAAAUAAAUAUCAUUUAUUGAGAGAUUAUGUUAAUGGGAACCUAGACAUUGGAUUUCAAUUAGAAAAAAUAUCAAAUCUGAUAAUUCAUUUGAAUUUAGUUAUCAUGAUUCAUUAUUAAAUGUUCCAAUGACUCAGAAGAUAAUAGAAUUAAUUAAAUUAUUGUAAGAAUUAUAAUAGAACUAAGAUAAUUAUCUUUUAUUAGUAAAGAAAAUAUAAAUUAAUUGA
Paramecium pentaurelia is the source of this 525-nucleotide messenger RNA. The record is from the annotation of a GenBank genome assembly. Lineage: Eukaryota; Ciliophora; Oligohymenophorea; Peniculida; Parameciidae.